AUGGCAGAUCAUACUAUUAAUAUGGUAGUCUAUGAUUGCAAGAAAUGCAAGAAAACCAAGAAAUGCAUCUUCAAAGUUCCUAAGGUGCUGCGGAGACAAAAUUCCGAGGCAUAUACGCCUGAUGUGGUCGCAAUUGGACCUUUUCAUUAUCCCCAAAAGCGAAGCAAGGAAUGUAACAUAUGCGAUGAAUGCAAGAAACACAAGGGGAGAAAAGAAUGCGAAGAAUGCAAGGAAGGGAAGGAAGUCAAGGAAGAAGAAUUGAAACUCAUGGAACGAGUGAAAAAGACGUACUUGGAUGAAAUUCUCAGAGGCAUGAAUGUAAAUUUGGAAGAGCUGAUGGCGAAAGUUAUUGAGCAUUCAGAUCAAAAAAAUGAAGACACUUUUGUGAAAAGCGCCCGUGACUUUUAUGCGGAACCACUUGAUCAUAUUUCCUCCAAAGACUUCAUGGAGAUGAUGAUACGUGACGGCUGCUUCCUGAUUCAACUAUUUCGGAAGUGUAAAUAUGAGGAUCUUAAGCAGGAUGAUGACCCAGUAUUCAACAUGGAUUGCAUGUUGAAUUUCCUAUGCCAUGACCUUUUGCUCCUAGAAAAUCAACUACCUUGGUUUGUUCUGGAGAGUUUAUAUAACCUUAUCCUUGGAAAUUGCCAAGGUCAUCACUCCUCCCUCUCUAUUCUCAUUCUUGAUGCCUUCACCAAAUUACCAUCACUGAAGCGUAGUUGCAAAUCCUAUAAAGACCAUCUUCUCAAAGAUCAACUUCAUAGACACAAUUGUCAUGGUGAUGCUGAUGUUCUGCACAUACUCGAUCUGAUAAGAUCUUCUAUAGUUGUUCCAAUGGAGAUCAAAGACGAGAGAGCAAAUAAAGUUCGUAAACAGGAUUUCUUCGAUCCAGAAGUACAUCAGAUGCAUACUGCGACUGCGCUUUCAAAGGCAGGCAUUAGAUUCAGAAAAGUGGAAAGAGAAAGCAUAAUGGACAUAAGAUUUGAAGAGGGCCGGGUUCUCACCAAUGGAGUUUUCAAUGGACUAAACGUUGGAAUGUUGUCUGAAUCAUUAUUCCGGAACCUUAUUGCUAUUGAACAAUGCUACCCUGGUUAUUCAAAUGAAAUAACAUCUUAUGCCAUCUUAAUGGACAAUCUCAUCUCUUCCAAAGAAGAUAUGGAAUUACUCUGCAAGGCGAAAGUAAUAGGUAACUGGCUGAGUGAUGAAGAUGGUUGCAAGUUCUUCAACAACCUUUACAAGAAUAUCCCGCACAACAAGUUUUACUAUGUUGAUCUCUGCGAGAAAUUGAACAGUGGUUAUAGAAUUAGAGGGUAUACAUGGGUGGCUUCAUUCAAGACUGAAAAGUUCUCUAACCCAUGGACAGUUGCUGCUUUCUUCAUAGGUAUUCUCCUUCUGGCUCUUAGCCUGUGGACCACCACAAAUAACAUUCGGAGCUUCAUGCAGAAAUGA
Molecule: messenger RNA, 1446 nt
Organism: Rosa rugosa (rugosa rose)
Lineage: Eukaryota; Viridiplantae; Streptophyta; Magnoliopsida; Rosales; Rosaceae
Product: UPF0481 protein At3g47200-like
Exons: 2
Coding region: 1-1446 (481 amino acids)
Source: RefSeq, a predicted model, not a curated record